Sinocyclocheilus anshuiensis is the source of this 1477-nucleotide messenger RNA. RefSeq names its product COMM domain-containing protein 10. The record is from RefSeq and is a predicted model, not a curated record. The transcript has 8 exons. The coding region runs from base 674 to 1273 and encodes 199 amino acids. Lineage: Eukaryota; Metazoa; Chordata; Actinopteri; Cypriniformes; Cyprinidae.
CACACACACACACACACACACACACACCAGCGUGGAGGGUAAGUACAGUAUUCUCAUCUGUGCUGUUGUACAGUGUCUGUCUGAACACUGUCCCAUGAUGCACUGCUCCAGCUGACCAGACGGCGGGUAAAGACUGACGGAUUGAUGAAGACUCACAUCUUCAGGCAUCACAAACCGUCUGGACGCUCUAAGAGCAGAUUUACAUCAGAAGCCGAGACCGUUUGUUCACAUGCAGUCGGUCGGUCUUUACUCAGCUGUGUACUUGUUCUGAUUAGUUAGUUUCAUUUUUAACUAGUCUCACUUUGUGCCUUCAUGUAAUUUGGCAUUAAAGCAAACCCUGCAGAUGUAAGUGAAUGUUGAUUACACGAUUGCAGAACAGACUGAAGAGCGAUAUUCUCUCUGACGUAACAGCUGCUGACAACAGCCUGAAUCAUCAUUAAUCAGAGUUUAAUUAGAUUCUGAUCAGUGGAGCUGACCGGAUUAACCGCGUAACCCUGCCGCGAGCACAGUGUUAGUUUAGAAUCAUUCAGAUACUAUUAUAGUUAGUGUUAAUAUAUUCAUUUUAGUUCAACUUCUUGUAAUUUAGCUGAUUGUCAUUUUUAGUAGUUUUAUAUAUAUAUAUAUAUAUGUCUGUGAUCUGGACACGAAAAGAAACGAAACGAGCGGACUGAAGAUGAGUUCAAUAAUCCCAGAGACACAGAGUAUUAAAGAAGCCGUGAUUCACAUCAACUCCAUUGACAGCAGCAAGUUCUCCAGACUUCUGUCCCGGAUUCUGCAGAAGCUCCACCUGAAGGAGGAGCGCUCCUUCAGUGAGGAGGAGGAGGAGAAGCUGCAGAGCGCUUUAUCUCUGGAGAAACACACUCUUCAUCUGCUGGUGGAAACCCUGUCCUUCAUCCUCGAGCAGGCCGUGUAUCACAACAUCAGAGCAGCAUCUCUCCGACAGCAGCUGGAGAACAUCAGUGUUGAGUCGGAGAAAGCUGAGGUGUUCAGUCAGGUUUGGGCUUCAGCUGCUCCAGAUGUGCUGGAGAAGAUCCGACUCGCCAUAUUUGCCCCUAAGAAGCUGGAUCUCGUGGGUUGGCAGCUCAAUCUAAAGAUGUCCUCGUCGGCUCGGAGCAGACUGAAGGAGCCGCACGCCAUCCUCAAUCUAGGGCUCCGCACGGAAGACGACGCAGAGCGUCUGCAGGACGUGUUUGUGGAGUUCAGCCAUCAGGAUCUGCUGGACUUCUACAAUCAGAUGGAGAGGAUUCAGACUCAGCUGGACUCGCUCAGCUGAUGCGGCCUCCGUCUGCCGUCCCAUGAUUCCUCUGGUGGCGUCAGCAGCUGUUUGGUGGUUCAGUCGUUGAACACUCAUCUCUGUCUGUGGUUGUUUCUGGAUUUGUAAUGCGAGGCUGAAGUGCUGAUGCUGAUGUGUUCAUGAACGCCAUCAAGAUCCGUCACACAUCUGAUGAUGUUUCAUUAAAGAUGCUUUUGCUCUGAA